This is a messenger RNA of Gorilla gorilla gorilla (western lowland gorilla), 8465 nucleotides long. RefSeq names its product ubinuclein 1 (gene UBN1). Gene Ontology annotation, cellular component: nucleus. The record is from RefSeq and is a predicted model, not a curated record. Bases 226 to 3711 code for a protein of 1161 amino acids. Lineage: Eukaryota; Metazoa; Chordata; Mammalia; Primates; Hominidae. The transcript is spliced from 17 exons. Gene Ontology annotation, biological process: chromatin organization.
AAGGUGCGUGUCGUUGUUGCGUCCGGGCUCUCUCGUUAGCUUUGCCCUAGUUUUGCACUUUUGAAAAAGUUGUGACAACAGGAAGACAGAUGCCGGGCGUAGUUUGGACACUUUAAAACUGAACCAUGAACUGGGAAGUGUUAACUGCAAUUGAGCGCAGCGUCGGCCCCAACUUCAGCAGACCAGAAGCCAUGCAGUGACACCCGCUAAGACUUGUUGGUAGCCAUGUCGGAGCCCCACAGGGUCCAGUUCACCUCUCUCCCAGGUUCCCUGAAUCCUGCGUUUUUGAAGAAGUCCCGGAAGGAGGAGGCUGGGGGAGGAGAACAGCAUCAGGACUGUGAGCCGGCCGCAGCAGCUGUUCGGAUUACACUCACCCUCUUUGAACCAGAUCACAAACGCUGCCCAGAGUUCUUCUACCCAGAGCUGGUGAAGAAUAUCCGAGGGAAGGUAAAAGGCUUUCAGCCUGGAGAUAAGAAGAAAGAUCUGUCAGAUCCUUUCAAUGACGAAGAAAAGGAAAGGCAUAAAGUAGAGGCCCUUGCCCGAAAAUUUGAAGAAAAAUACGGUGGAAAGAAACGUAGAAAAGACCGAAUACAGGACUUGAUCGAUAUGGGGUAUGGUUAUGAUGAAUCCGAUUCCUUCAUCGAUAACUCUGAGGCGUAUGAUGAGCUUGUUCCUGCUUCUUUGACUACGAAGUAUGGAGGAUUUUACAUUAACUCGGGAACCCUGCAGUUUAGACAAGCAUCAGAGUCUGAAGAUGACUUCAUUAAAGAAAAGAAGAAAAAAUCUCCAAAGAAGCGGAAGUUGAAGGAAGGUGGUGAGAAGAUAAAGAAGAAGAAAAAAGAUGACACUUAUGACAAGGAGAAGAAAUCGAAAAAGUCCAAGUUUUCCAAAGCCGGCUUCACAGCCCUCAAUGCCAGUAAGGAGAAGAAGAAGAAGAAAUAUUCUGGGGCUUUAAGCGUUAAAGAGAUGCUAAAGAAAUUUCAGAAAGAGAAAGAGGCUCAGAAAAAAAGGGAGGAGGAGCAUAAGCCUGUUGCGGUCCCAUCAGCGGAAGCUCAGGGCCUGCGGGAACUGGAGGGUGCCUCUGACCCCUUGCUCUCACUCUUUGGUUCUACUUCUGACAACGACUUGCUCCAGGCGGCCACUGCCAUGGACUCGCUGACGGAUUUGGACUUGGAGCAUCUGCUCAGUGAGUCUCCAGAAGGAAGUCCCUUCCGAGAUAUGGAUGAUGGAAGUGAUUCCCUUGGGGUGGGAUUGGACCAGGAAUUCAGGCAGCCCUCUUCCCUCCCCGAAGGCCUGCCAGCACCCCUGGAGAAGCGCGUUAAGGAGCUGGCUCAGGCUGCAAGAGCUGCUGAGGGGGAGAGCAGACAGAAGUUCUUCACCCAGGAUAUUAAUGGAAUCCUAUUAGACAUAGAGGCGCAGACUCGGGAGCUGAGCAGUCAGGUCCGCUCUGGGGUGUAUGCCUAUCUUGCGUCAUUCCUGCCCUGCAGCAAGGAUGCCCUGCUCAAGCGUGCUCGGAAACUUCACCUCUAUGAACAGGGGGGCCGUCUGAAGGAGCCUCUCCAGAAGCUCAAGGAAGCCAUUGGCAGGGCGAUGCCAGAGCAGAUGGCCAAGUACCAGGACGAAUGCCAGGCGCACACGCAGGCAAAGGUUGCCAAGAUGCUGGAAGAGGAGAAAGACAAGGAGCAGAGGGACCGGAUUUGUUCGGAUGAGGAAGAAGAUGAAGAAAAAGGGGGCAGGAGGAUAAUGGGACCUCGGAAGAAGUUCCAAUGGAAUGAUGAGAUCAGGGAGCUACUGUGCCAGGUGGUGAAGAUGAAACUGGAGAGCCAGGACCUGGAGAGGAACAACAAAGCCCAGGCUUGGGAGGACUGUGUGAAGGGCUUUCUGGAUGCGGAAGUCAAGCCCCUCUGGCCCAAAGGCUGGAUGCAGGCCAGAACUCUGUUUAAGGAGAGCAGACGAGGCCAUGGGCACCUGACUUCAAUCCUGGCCAAGAAGAAAGUUAUGGCCCCUUCUAAAAUCAAGGUGAAGGAAUCGUCUACGAAGCCUGAUAAAAAGGUUUCUGUCCCAUCAGGACAGAUUGGUGGCCCCAUUGCUUUGCCCUCAGAUCACCAAACAGGAGGUCUGAGUAUUGGGGCCUCGAGCAGGGAGCUCCCAUCCCAGGCAUCGGGCGGCCUUGCUAACCCUCCUCCUGUCAACCUGGAGGACUCAUUGGAUGAAGACUUGAUCCGCAAUCCAGCCUCCUCUGUGGAAGCCGUGUCCAAGGAAUUGGCUGCAUUGAAUAGCAGAGCAGCUGGGAACUCUGAAUUCACACUGCCUGCACCCUCAAAAGCACCUGCAGAAAAAGUUGGAGGCGUUUUAUGUACAGAAGAAAAAAGGAACUUUGCGAAGCCUAGUCCUUCUGCUCCACCACCAGCUAGCUCUCUGCAGUCACCCCUCAAUUUUCUGGCAGAACAGGCUCUGGCACUGGGGCAGUCCUCUCAGGAGAAAAAACCAGAGAGUUCUGGCUACAAAGAACUGUCCUGCCAGGCUCCCCUCAAUAAGGGCCUGCCAGAAGUACAUCAGUCCAAAGCUAAGCACCACAGCUUGCCACGGACGUCUCACGGGCCCCAAGUGGCAGUUCCUGUGCCUGGCCCCCAGGUCAAAGUCUUUCAUGCCGGCACUCAGCAGCAGAAAAACUUCACACCCCCAUCUCCAUUUGCCAAUAAGCUCCAAGGCCCAAAGGCUUCUCCCCCACAGUGUCAUCGUUCCCUCCUGCAGUUAGUGAAGACAGCGGCCAAAGGCCAGGGCUUCCAUCCCUCUGCACCAGCCACCUCAGGAGGCCUGUCAGCCUCCAGCAGCAGCUCUCACAAGACCCCAGCCUCGUCCUCUUCUGCCCUGAGCCAUCCAGCAAAGCCACAUUCAGUCAGCUCUGCAGGCUCAUCUUACAAGAAUAAUCCCUUUGCCAGCUCCAUCUCCAAACAUGGGGUUUCUUCUGGCAGCUCUUCCUCAGGAGGAACACCAGUCCAGAGUUCUGUUUCUGGGAGCCUGGUCCCUGGCAUACAGCCUCCCUCCAUGGGACAGGCCACCAGCCGACCCAUCCCAAGUUCAGCAGGGAAAAAAAUGCCUGUUUCCCAGAAGUUGACCCUGGUAGCCCCUCCAGGCGGUCCAAACGGAGAUUCCAGUGGUGGGACCCAGGGAGUGGCAAAGUUGCUGACCUCGCCGUCCCUAAAGCCCUCUGCAGUUAGUAGUGUGACAUCGUCUACCUCCUUGUCAAAAGGAGCGAGUGGGACUGUGCUGCUGGCCGGCUCCUCUUUGAUGGCUUCACCCUACAAAUCCAGCAGCCCAAAGCUGUCUGGGGCCAUGAGCUCGAACUCCUUGGGAAUUAUAACCCCUGUCCCUAUUCCUGUCCACGUGCUCUCCUUCAGUGCUGACUCCUCUGCCAAAGCAGGGGUCUCCAAGGAUGCCAUCGUCACAGGCCCUGCCCCCGGGUCCUUCCACCAUGGCCUUGGCCACAGUCUUCUGGCUGGCUUGCACUCCAGCCCGCCCCAUGCAGCGCCUCUCCCACACGCUGCGGUGCCCACCCAUAUCCCGCAGAGUCUGCCAGGUAAUCACCCGACGGUCAGUGUGCCACGCGCACCGUGUGCCUUUGCCCUCUCCACCGCUAGGUGCUUUGCCACUGCCAAGGGUCUUGGUGUCUUUGCCUUGUCGCUGUUGUUGUUUUGGUUUGUCCUUUGAGGCUGUGCUUUGUUAGUACUCAGGGUGACAGGCACUUCUACUCUUGGGGUUUCCUCUGGUCCCCACUUGGAGCUGCCGCCAGGUCAGCCUCAGCCUGUGUGAUCACAGGGAAAGUUGCGGGGGGCAGGGUGGUGCGCUUUUGUGUGCGGUGGAGGAGUUCUAACCCUCGGCUUGUUUUUUUUCUCUUCAGUUAAAAAAAAAAAAAAAAGGGAAGGUAAUGGUGCAUCUUCUCCAAGGGCUAAUUGGGUACAACAAGGUCUUGGAAUGCAAGCUGCUCCACUUUCAGAUGUGAUUGCUUAACAGAAGGCUCUCUAAACUUUGUUUCCAUUAAAGGGAAAAUCCAGGUAGCAGCCAGAGGCCACAGUGCAAGACUUUGAGAGGAGCAGCUUUAAAUCUGUCCAAGUGUGAAAACUCCAUCAGAACAGAUUUGUGGGAGCACAGCAGGCAUGUGGUCGGCGCUCCCCUUAGCACCUUCUGAAAUAGGGAACCUCUAAAAGCCUCAGGCUUGAGGCUGCUCUGGUAGCACCUGAGAAGAGGGCUCAGGUGCCCCGGGUUGGUACCUUUGCAUUGAGUGUGUCUGCCUCACCCUAUCCCGAGUCUGCGAUUCUUGGGUACGCCUCCUGGAAUUCUGGCAUGGGAAGUCUCAUGGUGUCUCAGCUUUGACCUAGCAUUGUUCGUACUGUAGACCCGCUUCAGACAUAACCAGGGUGCUACUUGGAUAAGGGGAGAGCCACUCGUAUGGAAGCCAGCCGAGGUAACCCUGGUGAACUGGUGCCAGGUGGAAGUAAGGACCCUCUGUGCUGCACGUCUCCCAAGUUACAUCUGCCUCAUGAUGUGCUGUGGCUCCCUGGCACCAUGGCGCAUUAUAGUAAACACCAGAGGCCAUAUGGGGCAAGACUAAAUCUGUAAAUCUCCACAAUGGAAACUGUGCUUCUUUGAGGGGCUAAGCCUACAGCACUAGUGACUUCUCCUUUCCUUGGGAGGAGAAGUAGAGUGCAGUGACUUCUCUACAGACUAGAGGCUGCAGAGCCACCUUGGUGAGAGCAGGGGUCUUUCCAAAGUCAGGCUGCCCUGCCUUUGCUUUCUCUCAGGAAUGUUACUCUCAGAAAAGCAAAGUAAUUGAGGCUGGACGCGGUGGCUGUCACCUGUAAUCCCAGCACUUUGGGAGGCCAAGGCAGGAGGAUUGCCUGAGUUCGGGAGUUCAAGACCAGCCUGGGCAACAUGGCAAGACCUUAUCUCUACAUUUAAAGAAAAAAAUUAGUCAGGUGUGGUGGCAUGUGCCUGUAGUCCCAGCUCUUUAGGAAGCUGAGGCAGAAGGAUCACUUGAGCCGAGGAGGUCGAGGCUGCAGCGAGCCGUGGUCAUGCUACUGCACUCCAGCCUGGGCAAGAGUGAGACCCUGUCUCAAAAGAUUGCUUUCUGCUAUAUUUUCAUUUUUCCUCGGUAUGAAAAGGCUAUCAGAAUAGGAAGAAGAAGUGCUAGUGUUCUAUACCACUGUAGGGCGACUGUAGUUGACAGUAGUAUGUAGUUUCAGUUAGGAGGAGGAUAUUGAACGUCGCCAACAAAAGGAGAUGAAAAACGUUUGAGAUGAUGGAUAUGCUAAUAACUCUAACGUGACACUACACAUUUUAGAUGUUGAAACAUCACUGUGUACCCCAUAAAAUAUGUGUCAUUAUUAUGAGUCAGUUUUUAAAACUGUUUAAGGCUCUCAGAGGCUGGAUGUGGUGGCAUUGAGAGGCAGGAGGAUUGCUUGAACCCAGGAAUCAGAGGGUAUAGUGUGAUGUGAUCAUGCUUGUGAAUAGCUGCUGUACUCCAGCCUGGGCAACAUAGUGAGACCUCAUCUCUAAAAAAAUUUUUUUAAUCAGUUUAAAAGUUCGAGGAAAAAGAAAAUCAAUCAGAAAAGCAACUAUACCAAAACAGGGUUAUCCAAGUGAGCUUCUCUCACUUCCUUAGAUGGACUUCAGCUUAUAGGAUGACACGAGAUGCAAGUAAGAAGCUAUUUGCGCAUUUCAGCUGCGUGACUUGCGUCUGCGUUGCUUUCCUUUCUUUCUUCUGUGGACUGAGAAUGCUAGUGCCUUUGAAUUUGUCUUUACAGGACCUGAGGGUCUUUUGAUGGUAAGAGAAUGAAUGAUCAUUGCUGCUUUGAGUUCUGUGUGAUCGUCAGGCCUCGCCUCAGGAUGGCAAUUGUAGCCUGAGAUGACGUAGCCCAAGUUGCACAGCAGAGUUGCUGUUCUGGAAACACUGUGCUGAGUGACCACCGACCUUCACAGUGCUAGUGUGCUUGCAGGCUGCGGCCAGGAGCAGUGUACACGAAUAACUGCUGGCUGGUGUCUCAUGGCUUGUUUGAGCUCUAGAACACUCAGCAUUUGGGGACUUUUGCUAUUUAGGUGUUUCCCUUGAAGUUUGGUUACUACUGCCUUAAGGAAAUCAGAGAGCAUGAAAAACUUGCGUUCUAAUUUUUCUUACUGUUUUCCAGGUGCUUCUCAGCUUCACGGGAAAGGGCCUGCUGUACCACGGAAAUUGUGACCGCUUCAGAGGCAAGGCUUGCCACUUGGGUCUGGGUGGAAUCAGAACGUGCAGGUCUCCCAGGAUGUACACUCACUGCGCCCUUUCUGCUGCUUGGUGUUCUUCUGGAGGAGCGUGAGUUCUCAGUGGAGCGCUUCUCGGCACUUCUGAUGUGCCUCCCACGGAGGGAGCCAGGCCCUUGCUGCUCAGGAGGUGCAGACUGCCCCGUGCCCUGGGCCUUGCGGCUCUGUCGCUAGACGGCUGUUAGAGGGGCAGCUCUAGGCUGGGGCGUGCGCUGGGCCGUGGUGGGAGGCACAGUGUUUACAGGCUCUGGUGGCAGAGCAGUUGGCACACCUGCGGGUGAAUCUGCCUGAUCCCCUGGCAUUUGGUCAGAGUACCUCAGAGCACCCCACUGCUCAGGGGCUCCUUCUGGCUGCAGUAAGCUCCCUGGAUGGUCACAGUGCCACCCCAUCCCCAGGCUGUGUGUUCAAGAGGACAAAACUCAGGCCAGAGCCACAGCUGGGAGACCUGCAUUGUCCCUGCAAAAUACUAAGAACACCUAGGGUGUGCUCACUGUGGGGGCCAGUUUCUCCUCGGAACAUGACAAUGAAGCUCUUUUAGAGAAAAGACCUUUGUAGAUUCAACAAUUAUGAUAGGAUUUUUGCAGACACCUAUUUUGGGCUCAGUUUUCGUCAUUACCAUUAAAUGCAUUGGAUAGAAGGGGACUGUUCUUCACACAUCAUAUUAUAGGAAGACAUAAUUCCAGUGCCUUUAUGGUGGAGCAGAAUUCGACAACACAUGUCCAUUCAGCCCUCUGAAUGGAGCUGAGAUGAAGACCUUUUUAAAGAUAUGUCUGUAUUGAAGAGAAAGCCAGUUUUGAGUUUUUUACACUUGCACAUCAUUAUCUGUGCCGUCCUGACUAGAAGGUUGUCUGGGCCCCCAAAUUCCAAGUCCCAAUAUAGCCAGGGCUCCCAUUUUGUUUUUCCAGAGUUCGUGGAGUUGGACUGCAGAGCCCAGAGCCCUUCAUCUCUCUGAGGGUCAAGGAUACCAGGGUUCCCAAGUCACAGAUAGACAUUCCAGUUUGUAUUCUUAGGAAUCAUUCUUAGGCAGUGCGGCAGAAGCAGGCCUCUGUGAAGUGUCUGCCGGGUAGAAAUAGGCCUUGAAGUCCUGGGGCUCUCCAGGCAGUGGGGUUAUGUGUCGACUGAAGGGUGAUGUACAGAAGAGCUUGGAGAGUGGAUCAGAGAGACUAGGACAGUUACUGCAGAGCUCCUAAGUCACCACUCAACCAGUGGCUGUUUCACAAGAAUUUGAGGGCACUUGCCUGUCUUGUGAGGUCUGUGCCACAAGGUGAGUCUGAACUGACUGCUCCAGCUAAGUGAUCUCAGGCACGUUGAGAGUAUACGGUGUCCUCAGCACAUACACCUGUGGGAAAACGGACCGCUCUUCGCUCCUGACUCCCAGGGUACAGCACCCAGUAACUCAUCCUUCAUUCAGAGGUUUGCUGGCCUUCCCGGUUUCCCAAGGAGCAAGACCUCUGUCUGCCCUUUGGCCCGGCCUCUGCUCUGACUCCUUUUUUACAUAAGAACCAAUCUGUGUUUCACAUUGGGCUAAGUGGAUUCCUUAUCCCUUUGUUAUAUAUAUUUUUUGCAACUUGGAUUUCCAGUUUGUUUACAGAGUAGUCUUAGGUAGUAGCAAAAGAGCCAAAGAAGAGAUUUGUAUUGCUGAGCUCAAAGCCAAGCAGAGGCCGGCAGUGGAGGCUGAGCAGGGACUCUCCAGGCUUCUCUGCCCAUAAACACCCGGGUCCCAGCCCCUUUUUCCUUUCCCUUUGGUGCUCCCUCCUCCCCAUGUACCAUUGCGCGUGCAGCUGGAGCAGAAUACCCUCAUUUUUAGGAAUCUAGUGAUGCCUCUUGCCUCAGGGAAACGUUUCUUUGAUGGGGAGUUUGAGAUUUCUUUUCCUUGUUUAUGCUUUAUUUGUGGUAAUGAAAGAGCGAAUGACUGAACAGCCAUGGCAAGGCAGAUCUACAGGCGAGGCCGCAGCAGAGGGUGGGGCAGAGCAGCCUCGGGGUCUGGGGGCUGCAGGGGUUUCCUUGGCGCAGCGAAAGUCUCUGAGCACUUACCGGGCGUGGCCGUUUCUUAGGUGUGAGAGGGGCUGUGGCUUUUGUGCAGCGACUAUGUUGGUGUUAGGGGUGGUGUGGAGAUUGUUAAUCUUGUAUAAAGCAAUUCAAUAAAUUGUUUCAAGGUUUCCAAAACA